AUGGCUUCUCGAUUCCAAGGUGUCGAACAAGGCCCCCCGAUAGAGGUGUUUUUGUUAAACAGACUUUUUACUGAGGAUACUUUUCAAAAUAAAGUUAAUUUAGGAGUUGGAGCAUACAGAGAUGAAAAUGGCAAACCAUGGGUACUGCCCAUCGUUCGUAAGAUGGAAAAACAGCUGGCAGCAGAUGAAACCUUACUGCAUGAAUACCUUCCCGUGUUAGGUCUGGAGCAGUUUUGUAAUGCGUCUGUGGCUAUGCUCCUUGGUGAGGAUAGUCCUGCCAUCGCCGCUGGAAAAGCUUUCGGUGUGCAAGUCUUGUCCGGGACUGGUGGUCUGCGCGUCGGCGCCGAGUUCCUCAACAAGCAUCUUAAAUAUGAUACAUUCUACUACUCCACACCUACAUGGGAGAAUCAUCACCUAGUAUUCGUGAACUCUGGUUUCACGAAGCCCCGUUCGUACCGCUACUGGGACCCGAAGACCAGGGGCAUAGACUUCGACGGUUUCAUCGAAGACCUCAAGAGCGCUCCGGAGAAUGCCGUCAUACUGCUGCACGCAUGCGCCCACAAUCCCACAGGCAUAGACCCCACCAGGGAACAGUGGGUGAAAAUAGCUGAUGUCAUGGAGGAGCGCAAGUUGUUCCCGUUCUUCGACAGCGCGUACCAAGGGUUCGCGUCGGGCGACCUGGACGGAGACGCGUGGGCGGUGCGGUACUUCGUCAGUCGAGGCUUCGAACUCCUCUGCGCCCAGUCCUAUGCCAAGAAUUUCGGACUUUACAAUGAACGCGUUGGCAACCUAGCGGUGGUAUUGAACGAGUCUGCGCACGUUGCUCGUAUAAAGUCCCAGAUGACGUGGAUCGUGCGAGGGAUGUACUCCAACCCGCCAGCGCACGGGGCUCACGUCGUGGCCACCGUGCUCACUAACAAGCAGCUCUUCGAUGAGUGGAGGGACCACAUCAAACUCAUGUCUACGAGGGUCAUGCAGAUGAGAGAAGCUCUGAGGUCUGAGCUCGUGAAACUGGGAACUCCCGGCAACUGGGACCACAUAGUGAAGCAGAUUGGGCUGUUCUCGUACACGGGUCUCAACCAGCGCCAGUGCGAGUACUUGAUACAGGAGUACCACAUCUAUCUGCUGAAGUCCGGUCGCAUCAACAUCUGCGGGCUGAACCCUGGGAACGUGCAGUACGUGGCUAAAGCCAUCAACGACGCGGUCACCAAGUUCCCUGACGAUCACGACAAUCGAGCGAAGUUAUGAUAACUUGAUCGGCAGCGGUGUGUCCGGUAUGUGAUGGUAUUAAUGGUGAUGGGAAACAUUAAAAUUGUUCGUUUUGUAAAUACACUUUGUUACAAUACACCAAUAAUAUCACCA
This is a messenger RNA of Bombyx mandarina (wild silkworm), 1362 nucleotides long. RefSeq names its product Glutamate oxaloacetate transaminase 1 (gene Got1). Gene Ontology annotation, biological process: L-aspartate biosynthetic process. The record is from RefSeq and is a predicted model, not a curated record. Gene Ontology annotation, molecular function: L-aspartate:2-oxoglutarate transaminase activity; pyridoxal phosphate binding. Gene Ontology annotation, cellular component: cytosol. NCBI's taxonomy places the organism in Eukaryota, Metazoa, Arthropoda, Insecta, Lepidoptera, Bombycidae.